Molecule: messenger RNA, 516 nt
Organism: Trematosphaeria pertusa
Lineage: Eukaryota; Fungi; Ascomycota; Dothideomycetes; Pleosporales; Trematosphaeriaceae
Exons: 2
Coding region: 1-516 (171 amino acids)
Source: RefSeq, a predicted model, not a curated record
AUGGCCAGCAACAACACCACCUCCUCCUCCCAUUCUCCAAGGUCUUCUCCUGAGCCUAGCGGCAACGAAGCCACCAACAACGUCCAGGGCCACAUCGAUGCCCUCUUGUCCUCUCCGAAUCCUCCCGCCGGCCAGACUUCCGCCCCUGGAGCUCUCGCCAUCGCCAACCCCAACGCCGCUCCUGCCCAGCAGGCACCUCUACAACCCGGCCUCUACGCGCCGGACCCUGCUGCCCCUCCGCAGGUCACCACGCUCACCGACGUCGUCACUCGGUUGAUGACUCCUCCUCAAGAACUCUACAACGGCGACGGCACCGUCACGCUGACGAUCACAUGGGCCGUGGGCGUCGCUGGUCCGGAGCGUUUCGAGCGCACGCCACUCGCCCGUCGCCAUUCUCUCGUCCAGGAUGACGAGCUUCGAGAGCGCGGCGUCGCUGCUGGGUUGAGCCAGGAGAUCAUGGAUUGGCUACGCUCCGGCGACGAGACGCUUACGCUUCCCGAGAGCCACUUCAACUGA